AUGACGGCAUUGUCCUUACGGCAUCGGCCUAUUUUCCCGAAAACACCGAUAUUCCCCCCGAAUUGGGUCGACUUUAUGCAAAUCUCCGUACAAUCGCACACAACCACACAAUCCAAUUGCCUCGUUCCUAACACAAUGGCCCCCCAGCUUUCCGACGCCGAAUUUGACGCUGCUCUUCAACAGCGUCUUCGCCGUGAUCCCUCCCGCUUCACCAACAUCAUGGAGCACUUGACAGGAUCCUCCCCGACCUCGACUCAAGCAGACCUUGGUGCCUCUGCUACCCCUCAAAUGGGAGCCGCUCGACCCGCCCUGGUCACUAAUACUCCCCGUAUCGCCGAGGGACACCCCCUGUCCGGUCUCCCUCGGCUUUACGGGAGCCAUCCCGCUACAGGACUCCUCCCUCAAGGCCACUCGGUUCAAGGUCAACAAGGCCAGAUGCAAGGGCAAGGACAAGGGCAAGGGCAAGGGCAAGGGCAAGGGCAAGGGCAAGGGCAAGGGCAAGGGCAAAGGCAAGUAGGCCAUAAUCACGCCACCCCAAACCAAGUCGGUCAGGGUCAAGGCCAAACUCACGGGCUUGGGCUCCCAGAUCAGAGUCACGGCCAAGCCGUCCAGAACCAAGCUCACGGUCAGGUCUAUCAAGGUGGUAACGCCUAUGCUGCCCCUUCCCCCAACAUGGGGUACCCGACCUACCCUCCUGGGUUGCCGAUUCCAGGUAUGCAAUCAUACCAAGCGGCCCAUGGCGCGGAUUCAGGGGUCGCCAGCGCCCUCCCGACGUAUCGGCAAAUGCCAUUCGCCCCCCCUUCCACGGCUCUACAGGUCCAAGGGACCUUCCCGCACGCAUCUCAGAUGCUUAGUGGCCCCCGAACCUUCCCUGGCCUACCUUUGACCAAGGGUGGUGCCGCUCGAGCCAAGUCCAAGAAAGCGGAACCGGUCGAACCCAAAUUUGGCAAAACGGGCAGCAUGGUCACGUACAUUGCCUGUGGGUCCCUUCUCCGGGAGCGACCGCGCCUCUGGAAAAACAAAUCGGGCGGAGGUAAUCUUUUCCAUGAAGCUGUCGAUAACUCGAAUUACCGACUGCCAGUCCAUUUCAGAGCGGACAUGAGCCCCAUCGAGAUCGCCGAGGCGGUUUACGCUGCGUUUAGGGCAAAGUUGGGUCCCAACGCUCUGAAAGAGCCGUUCCUUUGGGCCAAAUUGGGCCAUGGAACUGCCAGUUUUCACCCCGUUCAAACCUGUCGCGCCUAUCUCACCACAAUCGCGGACCUCAAAAGCUUUUACCACGCUUCGUCGAACAUGUAUGUUAUCUGCGAAGGUUGGGAAAUUCCUGAAAAGGACAAUCCCGAUUGGCGCUUGAUGAUAUCAGCCCUACACAAUGUCGACUAUGACCUUUUUGCGGAAGAUCCAGACGAAGAUGGCCUUCGCAACUGCCAAGGCUGCGGCAACCCCUAUCCUCCCGCCCAAAUGCCCCGUCACCAAGAGGUGUGUGCGGAUUACAUGGCUUGGGUCAACGAAACGCAGGCCAAUGCAUCCAACGAUGCUAUGGCCAUCGCCCCAUUCCGACCUGUAUGGCAGCUUCCCAAGGCUAAAAACAAAGCAUCGGGAAGCAAAUCAGCCUCGAUCAAGGACGUCAAGCCAAGAAUUGAGGUCAAGCCUGAACCACGCUCUCCAAUCCAGCGGCCAAGAUCUCGCAAGACGGACUUGAAGGGCAAGGGCAGGGCAACCUUCCCGACGCCUCCACCUGAGACCAACCUAGACGAUGAGUGGCUGUACGAGCCUAUCGUGUUGAUCGACGACAGUAGUGACGAAGAUGACGACAUCCAGGCGACAGAGGCGCCACUCCCUCCUCGGAUCGACACUCCAGUCCAAGCAAGGCCCAAAUCGGGGAUCGAUUUGCACGGCGACACUGUCGAGGCCUUGACGUUGGCUUCGGUUCACCCUAAGCUCGGCAGACGAUGGCUGGCCAUUCAACUCGCCUUGAUCAAGACCCCUCCUGAUGCAGUCCCACCUCCGCUAUUGGAACCAGAACAGACUCCAACGCAAUCCGUCGAAUCCGACCAAUUUGCAAGAGACGAAUUUGCAAGGGAGAUAUUCAAUCUGGGAAACGAGCAGUUCUUCGAUGAACCAGAAGAGGAACCCAACAUGGCGCCAUCAGCCGCAAAUUUGGGCAAUCUCCCCGAGGAGAGGCAACCACUCACUGGUGACGAUCACGACAACAACGCGCGUUCACCCACUGAUGCAGUAUCUUUUGACCUUGAUGCUCUUCUGAAUGGCCCUCAGGAUCGUCAAGCCAGCACAGUGGAUCCUGACGAAGCAUUGGGGGUCGGCGGGGAUCAGUCUAGGGACUCUCCUGGCCCAAUUGCUUCGCCACAGCGUGCCAUCGUCCCAGUUAUUACACCUUCAACCCCAAUUGGGAAAAGGCUGCGAAGGCGUGAUCACCAACCCCACGCUUCUGACGUUGGCGCAAGUGGGCCAUUGGGCAAGAGAGCUAGGGAAGAGUCGCAUGGACAGGAUACUACGUCUUUGGGAAAAAGGCCCCGACGUGCUCCGAAGCAAUUCGCGGCUUUGAAAUAA
Filobasidium floriforme is the source of this 2568-nucleotide messenger RNA. RefSeq lists its product as uncharacterized. The coding region runs from base 1 to 2568 and encodes 855 amino acids. The transcript has 4 exons. The record is from RefSeq and is a predicted model, not a curated record. NCBI's taxonomy places the organism in Eukaryota, Fungi, Basidiomycota, Tremellomycetes, Filobasidiales, Filobasidiaceae.